Messenger RNA from Magallana angulata, 2192 nucleotides. RefSeq names its product acetylcholine receptor subunit alpha-like 1. Gene Ontology annotation, molecular function: acetylcholine-gated monoatomic cation-selective channel activity; transmembrane signaling receptor activity. The record is from RefSeq and is a predicted model, not a curated record. Lineage: Eukaryota; Metazoa; Mollusca; Bivalvia; Ostreida; Ostreidae. Gene Ontology annotation, biological process: nervous system process; regulation of membrane potential; signal transduction. The transcript is spliced from 5 exons. The coding region runs from base 670 to 2187 and encodes 505 amino acids. Gene Ontology annotation, cellular component: postsynaptic membrane; neuron projection; synapse.
UUGUGUGAGACGUGCACAAAAACUUUGAGUUCUUUUUAAACUGCGAGGCUGACAGAAAUUAAAAAAGCUAAAAAGGCGGGCGGCAAUCAAUAUAGACAAGCCUUCCGACAACUUUUAUGACUUUUGAGAAACGAAAUGGUUCUGCAACAUGCCAAAUCAAAGAUUGUUUGAUUAGUUUCCUCAAAAUGUAAAAGGGAAAUAAAUCACCAAUUAGGAUGUCAUAUUGUGAUAAGCAAGUUACUUAGACUGGCACUCAGAAAUUCCUGUGCGUUGCAUAACUAGCGCCGAUCAUUCCGAUAUUUGAUGUCUGUAGAAGGGUUCUGAAUGGCGCUAUACGUAGCACCGCGCGUGUAACCGUUCUUGCAGCGAACAACCGCACGUGAUAAAUUGGCUCGCGAGGAAUAUCGUAAUUAGCGAUAUAGGUGUAGUGUCCUAUCCUUGUACAAAACAAUACACACCAACUGUGUUUUAUGGCCAGCGAUGCCAUGAAUGAGUAGCUAAUUCAGACAAGAAGUUAAAGGAUUCGGACAGCCAGACCUAAUGACAACGAACCGCCCAGUGUCGCCUUAAAAGAUACGUACAAUCAGACAUUGAUUUUAACUUGGCUUCUAUUUGAGCCGCGCUCGGAGAUAACCUUGGUGGUGCGCUACUGAGAUAGAUUGUUCCGGGAUGGAGCCGUGGUGCCUGCUAGUGGCGCUGAUGUCACUCGAUGUGGGUGGCGCUGUCACUAUGAAGGAACCUGCCGAGAAAAAACUCCACGAUCACCUGUUGGGGGAGAGAUACAGCAAUCUGAUCCGUCCCACCGGAAACAGCUCUGUGAAGCUGACCGUGAAACUCGGGCUCCGGCUGUCCCAGCUACUGGAGAUCGAUGAGAAGAAUCAAAUCAUGACAACGAGUGUUUGGCUGCGACAGGAAUGGUUCGACCUCAGACUGAGAUGGGAUCCCAGGUCUUACGGGGGAAUCCAGGUCACCCACAUCCCGUCAGAGAGCCUCUGGAGACCAGAUAUAGUACUCUAUAACAAUGCAGACGGAGCGUUUGAGAUCACACUUCUAACUAAGGCGACUGUUUACUACACGGGACGAAUAGUGUGGGAACCGCCAGCCAUUUAUAAAAGCUAUUGCCCCAUUGACGUGGAGUUCUUUCCCUUUGAUAUGCAGGAAUGCUUCAUGAAAUUCAGUUCCUGGACGUACGACGGUUUUGAAAUAGAUCUGCAGCACGUGUGUGACUCGCAGGCGGUGUUCUACGAGGACACAAAGGUCAAAAUCAUUGACCGUGGUAUUGACCUCAAAGACUUCUACCAGAACGUGGAGUGGGACGUCAUCAACGUCACGGCCCGCCGGAUGGAGAAGUUCUACCCCUGCUGCCCCCAGCCCUACCCCGACAUCAUGUUCAACAUCACGCUCCGCCGGCGGACGCUGUUCUACUCCCUGAAUCUGAUCAUGCCUUGCCUGACCAUCUCAUGUCUGACAGUGCUGGUGUUCUACCUGCCCUCAGACAGCGGGGAGAAGAUUACACUGUCCAUCUCUAUCCUCCUGGCCCUCACUGUGUUCUUCCUCCUACUGUCAGACAUCAGUCCUCCGACGUCCUUCGUCAUCCCGUUAAUCAGUAAAUACCUGCUGUUCACAAUGAUUGUGGUGACACUGUCCAUUUUCCUGGCGGUAUACACACUGGGCAUUCAUUUUCGGAGACCCUCCACACAUAAGAUGAGUCCGUGGGUCAAGCGAGUUUUUACGGAAAUUCUUCCGAAAAUAUUGUUGAUGAAAAGGCCAGACCUGAAUUGGAAAUCGAAUGACAAUAAAUACCGGGCGGUGAACGGUAUAGAGAUGCAAGACGUUCCGGACAACCAUGACAUCACCACGAGGGUGGGGUGGAACGCGGGCUCCACGGAGGGGCUGCGCGGGCGGGCGCCGUCCAGGGACUCCAUAGAAAUCAAGAGGUAUCCGAGGGAGGUCAUUGAGGCCAUAGAGAGGGUCAAGUUCGUGGCGGACCACUUGCGAGAUGCGGACGCGGAUAAUAUGGAGGAGAGAGAUUGGAAGUACGUUGCUAUGGUGAUGGACCGUUUAUUUUUGUACAUUUUUACGACAGCGUGUGUUUGUGGUACCCUUAGUAUAUUUUUGUAUGCGCCAUCUUUGUACGACCCCCGGGGUCCCCUCAGUCUGGACGAUCAGCUCAACUGUACAUACUAAAUGUU